This is a messenger RNA of Clonostachys byssicola, 2403 nucleotides long. The record is from the annotation of a GenBank genome assembly. Lineage: Eukaryota; Fungi; Ascomycota; Sordariomycetes; Hypocreales; Bionectriaceae.
AUGGCUCAUGCCGCUUCUCAGCGAAAUAUCGCCAAUCUGCUCAAACGCAGAAAUGCAACCACAAUCCCCAGGGACCAGCAAAAGCUCCUUGAUCAACCCGGCUCUUGGGCGGUGGAGCUCGACAAUGAUUCCCAACUCCGAGUCCCCAGGCACGUCUUGGAAACGGCAAAAGAGGUAGCUAGAGCCUCGCGGGAAAAGACCAGCACAAAGAAGAAAGAGCCGACAGUGCCUCAAAGUCGCCAACCCGAGAAGAUCCUGUCAGAUACCAAUGAUGUGGCAAAAAGCGUCCCAGAUUCUUCACUGGACUCGUCUAUUGGCAACGCUACGCAAGAGAGAUUCGUAUCCUGGUCUCCAUCCCCAGCACGAUCACUGGCAGGCGACCAACAUCAUGCGCCGUUGCCCUCUUCAAUCAAAGAUGGCGACUCUUGUCGCGAAAGAUCUCCUUCGAUUUCACGGAGGCGGGAGUCAAGUUUCUCUACUCCUCCCCCGCCCGCUUCACAAGUCGCAUUCUCUGAUGGGCAGUCGUCACCGCCACUGCCUGGGCAUGACAGGGCAAACUUUCUCAAGCUUCGUCUCACCGAGAUAUGGGGGGGCAAUGAUUGGCUCCCCCCUUCUCAUCGCGACCGGUCACGCCUCAGGUUGAGCGAGAGGGUAUUGGCGGCACUCUUUCGAGUCACCGAAAUCGCCCAACUGAAAGGCGUCCCGCUUCAGUCUCUCUGGCAAAAGGGAGGCCAUCUCCACCCGCUUUCUAAAAGCUGGCCCGAUGUUGAAGAACAAUGUCUCCAAAUCGUACGCAGGGUGGAGACGAAAUAUGCUCUCGCCGACAGAGGGACAGCUCAUGCCAAUUCUCAAGUCCUUGCCAAAAAGGACGACGGCGAAGAGACUGCAGCCCCCCAAACAACCAAACCGGCUAUUGUUUCACGAUAUCUCGCAGCGGACUUCAAUUUUCCGUCAAGCGGGCCAGAGGAUGCCCUUGAAACGCAACUACCAGAAGCCCAAAUAGCGUCACAAGCCCCCAUCAAUCGGGCCGCCACUACUCCCCAACUGUCGAACAAAUCCUCGUCGAGCGCCCAUAUUCCUGCUACUUUGAACACGCCGCCAUGCGCGCAGCCAAGCCAGCGCAUAAUACCAGCUACUUUUCGGAAACACCCAAGCCCGCCCCGAGAAGGCCUCGGCGAACCAGGAAAGAAGCGCCGGCGUAUGAAGCCAAUCCAAUUCAGUGAUCCUGAUGACCAAGAGGAGAAUCUUGCAGCGGUAGAAAGUAGCAGGAAUGCGACCACCUUCUCACGCAUGGCGCCUACCAAAAUCUAUACCCAGAUCUCGAGUUCUAAUUCGAUUUCCUCGAGCAUAGUUGUGCCAGCUACCAUCCCACAGUCUCCACCAACUCGGAAGAGUCCGCCCCAAGGACGUGCUCAGCGAGCAUCUGAACUCAGCGGAGCAAAGAACCAAACCAAAGGUCAGCUAAAUGACAAGAAUGAUGCGAUAGAGAUAAUAGUUCCCCCAACUAUCCCUGAGCUCAAACCUUUCGAGCUCUUCACACAGACAUACCCAGCUUACGAAAAGGAUUAUCGAGGUACCCUGUGGUCGUUUAUAAGAGCCUGCGUCUGUCUGGACUACUUGAUGAAAGCAAACUCAUUGCGAGAGUAUCUGUGGGAUGACUUUAUCAGAGCCUUCUCUGCAGAUUAUGUCGAAUAUGUUGAAAAUACCAACGAUCCCCUUCCAGCCCUGGAUUGGUUCAACACUCUUACUGGCGCACCAGUGUUCACUCAACUCUUAGUCAAAAGGGACACCAUUCAUGAUAUACUGAACACAUACCCUGAUGAACUUCAGAUGGCAAAAUCAUAUACCAACGAAGAGGGGAAGAGUAAGGGCAGAGAUAGCCGGUCCCGUGGAAGUGACCAUCAAAGUGAAAGUCCAGCUGAGCCACCUCGAGUCAGCCCUCAGCAAAUCUCCUCCCCUCCCCGUAUCCUAAUCGAUCCCGAGACUGUAGUGGAAACCGUUCCCUCUACAUCAACCGAGUUGCAGGAUGUACAAAAUAACAUUUCACCAAUCUUUCCCAACCCUCGGCCCCCGAGCUCACCAACAACGCCCAAGGUAGAUCAGGAGCCUGGGAAACAUGCUACGCCCCCGGCUGAAGCCACAGUGCCUAGCACAACCAGAUUAGAGUAUCCUACACAGGUCAACUAUCCCCAUCCACUGCUGGACACCCCGCAUCCACCAAUACCAUCAAGCGCGAGGUCAACUGCCACGAGAUCGUCGACAGGCACUCGCCGAGGGUCCAGCUACCUCCAGAGGCUCGCAUCAAGCGCCAAGGAUCCGGAUACCAAGAGGCGGGAACGUCUUCGACGGCAUUUCCUUAAGAAGAAAUCCGGCUCGACACCCAGCUCCAGGAAGGCUGCCUGA